ACCUAACCUAACCUAACAUUUGUCAAUAGUCUGUCUCACGUUAAUCCAAACUUACUUUACCCUAUAAUUUAUCCGCAAAAAUGGCCAGCGAACCUCCACCGUUAACAGAAGAAGAAAAGUAUGAACUGGCCCUACAGUCCGAGCACGAACUCGCACGUUAUGCUCGCACUUACACCAUCAUGGAAAGAAAUAGGGCGGAAUUCAUGCAGGCCGGUAACAAAGGGAAGUUAGCGAAACAUAAAAUGGUCUUGGACAUAUUUAAGAAAGAACAAAAAAACAUUUUAACUGAUUUAGCCGUGGCCUCUGCAGGGGCGAGAAUUAAAGAGGACUCGAAAUUAUCAAGAAAACUCGCUCAUCUUUUAGUUGAACACGACGAGUUCGAUGAAGAAAUCAAAAAAGAACGAAACUAUACAAAAGAAAUUGAGGAUCAAAUACAAAUGGUUAAGAGGAAAACUUUGGAUUUGGCUGUUAAUAAAAUAUCUGACGACAUGUAUCAGGAAAGAGUACUGAAGGGCGAACAAACCAUUCAAACGUUAGAAAACAAGCUGGAAGUCCAAAUAAAAAAGUUCUGUGCCAUAUGUGCUCAGAACGUACAACUGAGAUCAGAGAUCCAACACUUACUAAACGAAAGAAGUGAGUUUAAUAAGACGUGGAACAAACUGAUCAACAACCUGUGCGUGGGCAAGAAAUUCAUGAUGGACCUUAUCGAACAAGCGACAAUCGCCUACGAUCAACGCGAAGAGUGGGUCUCGAAACUACAAAUUUUACGCACGAAAGCCCAUAACGACCUCGUGUCUCACAUAGGCGAAAUGCGGGAGCUACAAAGGAAACGCGACAACGACGUUAAAUUGCAAGAGUUUUUCGCUGUUAAAGGACAGAAACGGUUUAUGAAAGAUUUGGAAGAUAUACAGUUGAAAAAGAGACAGAAGAAUAAGGCACUUAUUGAGAGAGACUUGGAGGGUUAUUUGAAUUUGCUUAUUGCCAUAAGGGAGUUUACUCAGCAAGAGCAUAUACCUGAAAUCGCCAAAGAAUUCCUAAACCAAGAGGAAGAAAACUUCGCAAAAUUCAAAUACAUAAACAACAUGAACCAACAAAUGGAGCAACUCAGUGACGAACUGUCAAAAUACCAUUGCGAAAUCGAUAAACAGAAAGCGUUACAUCUGGCCUGGGCUACGAAACAGGAAGAAAAUCUAAAAAGAUAUCAGGGAAUGCUUGACGAGAAGAAGAAGUUGAAAGAACGAAAAGAAGCCGAACUGAAGGCGGUAAACCAAAAAUUAAAUAAUAUUUUAAACGGAAUCGGGAUAUUGUUUAAGUUGUUUAGGUGCGAUAAUGAUCCUCUUAUUCGAAUGUUGGGUCAUAACGAAACGAUCCACUACUAUAACGCCCCACUCUACCUACAGAUCCUCGAGAAGAGCAUCCACGAAGCCUUGGUUACUGCACACCAUAAAGCGGUCAAUGCCGCCUCUAAGUUGAAAAAAGGUGGAAAAGUUGAUGUGUCCAUCGUACGACAAGACAUAAAACCGGAAAUAAUUGAACCGGUCGACCGGAUAUGCAGCACCAGUCCGUGUCCGUUAUGCGUGGAACACGAUCUGGUCAGUGACGUAAUCGACGAACUCCAAACCGCUUAUACCAAAGAAGAAAUCCAAGAGAGACUGAAAGCGAGACUGGAAGUCGAAGGUUCCAAUGUGGGAUUGCAUAAUGUAUCCGCUUGUCACUUACCGAAAUCUAGGCAAAUCAUACAGAAACGUUAUCAAUAAAACGUUAUUUUUUAA
This is a messenger RNA of Anthonomus grandis grandis, 1772 nucleotides long. Its product is annotated as coiled-coil domain-containing protein 63-like. The record is from RefSeq and is a predicted model, not a curated record. The transcript is spliced from 8 exons. The coding region runs from base 81 to 1757 and encodes 558 amino acids. Lineage: Eukaryota; Metazoa; Arthropoda; Insecta; Coleoptera; Curculionidae.